Molecule: messenger RNA, 5122 nt
Organism: Parus major (Great Tit)
Lineage: Eukaryota; Metazoa; Chordata; Aves; Passeriformes; Paridae
Gene: RASGRF1
Product: Ras protein specific guanine nucleotide releasing factor 1
Exons: 27
Coding region: 425-4201 (1258 amino acids)
Biological process (GO): positive regulation of GTPase activity; Ras protein signal transduction
Cellular component (GO): plasma membrane
Molecular function (GO): guanyl-nucleotide exchange factor activity; protein binding
Source: RefSeq, a predicted model, not a curated record
AGGCACGGGAGAGAGGCAGCGAAGGAGGCACGGGAGAGAGGCAGCGAAGGAGGCACGGGAGAGAGGCAGCGAAGGAGGCACGGGAGAGAGGCAGCGAAGGAGGCACGGGAGAGAGGCAGCGAAGGAGGGCCGCGGCUCCGCUCGGCUCCGCUCGGCUCCGCUCGGCGCUGACGGUCCCCGGUGCCGCCGCCGUCACUCGCCCCGCCCGUCCGCGGUUCCGCUGGCGGCUGCGGGACGCGGCGCUCAGCGGGGCCGGGGGCUCAGCGGGGCCGGGGGCUCAGCGGGGCCGGGCCGCGGGAUGAGCGCCCGGCGGCUCCCCGGGGGCAGCGGGGGCCGCUGAUGCUGCGGGGACCGCGGGGGCGGCGGGGGUGGCUCGGCGCGGCCCCGCCCGCGGCGGGGGCCAUGUGAGCGCGGUGCCGGCAGGAUGCAGAAGGGGAUGCGGCUCAAUGACGGGCACGUCGCCCACCUGGGGCUGCUGGCGAAGAAGGACGGGGCCCGGCGCGGAUACCUGAGCAAGCGGAGCGCCGACAACACGAAAUGGCACACCAAGUGGUUCGCGCUGCUCCAGAACAUGCUCUUCUACUUCGAGACCGACUCCAGCUCCCGGCCCUCGGGGCUCUACCUGCUCGAGGGCUGCGUCUGCGACCGCGCGCCCUCCCCCAAGCCCCCCCUCUCGGCUAAGGACUCCCUGGAGAAGCAGCACUACUUCACUGUUAACUUCAACCACGAGAACCAGAAGACCCUGGAGCUGAGGACCGAGGAUGCCAAGGACUGCGAUGAGUGGGUGGCAGCCAUAGCUCACGCCAGCUACAGGAACCUGGCGACAGAGCACGAGGCGCUGAUGCAGAAGUACCUCCAUCUCCUGCAGAUCGUGGAGACGGAGAAGACCGUUGCCAAGCAACUCCGGCAGCAGAUCGAGGACGGGGAGAUCGAGAUCGAGCGCCUCAAGGCCGAGAUCGCGUCCCUGCUCAAGGACCACGAGCGCAUCCAGGCCAGCCAGAGCAGCGCGCCCAGCGACGAUGACAGCGACAUCAAGAAGAUCAAGAAGGUGCAGAGCUUCCUGCGGGGCUGGCUGUGCCGGAGGAAGUGGAAGACCAUCAUUCAGGACUACAUCAGGUCCCCCCACGCUGACAGCAUGCGCAAGAGGAACCAGGUGGUGUUCAGCAUGCUGGAGGCUGAGGCCGAGUACGUCCAGCAGCUCCACAUCCUCGUCAACAACUUCCUGCGGCCGCUGCGGAUGGCAGCCAGCUCCAAGAAGCCGCCCAUCACACACGACGAUGUCAGCAGCAUUUUCCUCAACAGCGAAACAAUCAUGUUUUUGCACCAAAUUUUCUACCAAGGCCUGAAGGCGCGGAUCUCCAGCUGGCCCACGCUGGUGCUGGCCGACCUGUUCGACAUCCUGCUGCCCAUGCUGAACAUCUACCAGGAGUUUGUGCGGAACCACCAGUACAGCCUGCAGAUCCUGGCCCACUGCAAGCAGAACCGCGACUUCGACAAGCUGCUCAAGCACUACGAGGCCAAGCCUGACUGCGAGGAGAGGACCCUGGAGACCUUCCUCACCUACCCCAUGUUCCAGAUCCCCAGGUACAUCCUGACCCUGCACGAGCUGCUGGCCCACACGCCCCACGAACACGUGGAGAGGAACAGUCUGGAUUAUGCCAAGUCCAAGCUGGAAGAGCUGUCCAGGAUAAUGCAUGACGAAGUGAGUGAGACUGAAAAUAUUCGGAAAAACCUGGCAAUAGAGAGGAUGAUCAUCGAGGGCUGUGAGAUCCUGCUGGACACCAGCCAGACCUUCGUCAGACAAGGCUCCCUGAUCCAGGUGCCCAUGUCGGAGAAGGGCAAGAUCACGCGGGGCCGGCUGGGCUCGCUGUCGCUCAGGAAGGAGGGCGAGCGGCAGUGCUUCCUCUUCUCCAAGCACCUCAUCAUCUGCACCCGCGGCUCCGGGGGGAAGCUGCACCUCACCAAGAAUGGGGUGAUCUCCCUCAUCGACUGCACGCUGGUGGAGGAGCCUGAGAGCACUGACGAGGACGCCAAAACAUCAGGACAAGACAUUGACCACCUUGACUUCAAAAUCGUGGUGGAGCCGAAAGAUUCCUCAUCCUUCACCGUUAUCCUCGUGGCCUCGUCCAGGCAGGAGAAGGCUGCAUGGACCAGUGACAUCAGCCAGUGCGUGGACAACAUCCGCUGCAACGGCCUGAUGAUGAACGCCUUCGAGGAGAACUCCAAGGUCACCGUGCCCCAGAUGAUCAAGUCUGAUGCCAGCUUGUAUUGUGAUGAUGUUGACAUUAGGUUCAGUAAAACGAUGAAUUCCUGCAAGGUCCUGCAGAUCCGCUAUGCCAGUGUGGAGCGGCUGCUGGAGAGGCUGACGGACCUGCGCUUCCUGAGCAUCGACUUCCUCAACACCUUCCUGCACUCCUACCGCGUCUUCACCACUGCCCUCGUCGUCCUCGACAAGCUCAUCACCAUCUACAAGAAGCCGAUCAGCGCCAUCCCUGCACGGUCCCUGGAGCUCCUGUUUGCAAACAGCCAGAACAACAAGCUGCUCUAUGGGGAGCCCCCCAAGUCCCCCAGAGCCAACCGCAAGUUCUCGUCGCCGCCGCCGCUCUCCAUCAGCAAGUCGUCGUCCCCCAGCCGCCGGAGGAAGCUGUCCCUCAACAUCCCCAUCAUCACCGGGGGCAAGGCGCUGGACCUGGCGGCGCUGAGCUGCUCCUCCAACGGCUACGCCGGCGUCUACUCCUCCAUGGCCCCCUUCAGCAAGACCACCCUGGACAUCAACAAGCUGUACGUGUCCAGCACCUAUCCCAACAAAAUCCCAGACGAAGGAGAAGCGGCCUCGGAAAAGCAAGAGGAGUCGCUGCCGGGCAAGCAAAGCUCAGAGGUGUCUGUCAGGGAGGAGUCGGACACGGAUCCCAACCACAGCGAUGAAGCAGAAGCUGAAGCUUCCCCAACGAAAUCUCCGACAACUCCCAAGUCCAUCAAGUGCAAAAAUUCAUCAGAUUUCUCGCUGUUCUCCUACAACAACGGCAUGGUCAUGACGUCCUGCCGGGACCUGGACAGCGCCCGCAGCGCCGUGUCCGCCACCUCUGCCUUCGCCAUCGCCACGGCGGGGGCCAACGAGGGCACCCCCACCAAGGAGAAGUACCGCAGGAUGUCCCUGGCCAGUGCAGUUUCAGGCUUCCCGACGGACCAGCGGAACGGGGACAAGGAGUUCGUGAUCCGGAGAGCGGCCACCAACCGCGUCCUCAACGUGCUGCGGCACUGGGUGUCCAAACACUCCCAGGACUUUGAGAGCAACGAGGAGCUGAAGUUCCGGGUGAUCGGCUUCCUGGAGGAGGUCAUCCAUGACCCCGAGCUCCUGACGCAGGAGAGGAAAGCGGCUGCCAACAUCAUAAGGACCUUGACGCAGGAGGAUCCAGGAGACAACCAGAUAACCCUGGAGGAGGUUGUGCAGAUGGCCGAGGGGGUCAAAGCAGAACCCUUUGAAAACCAUUCAGCCCUGGAGAUCGCAGAACAGCUGACGCUGCUGGAUCACCUGGUCUUCAAGAAGAUCCCAUAUGAAGAAUUCUUCGGGCAAGGCUGGAUGAAGCUGGAGAAGAACGAGAGGACUCCAUACAUCAUGAAGAACACAAAGCACUUCAAUGAUGUCAGCAACCUGAUCGCCUCGGAGAUCAUCCGGAACGAGGAGAUCACCGCGCGCGUCAGCGCCAUCGAGAAGUGGGUGGCGGUGGCCGACAUCUGCCGCUGCCUGCACAACUACAACGCCGUGCUGGAGAUCACCUCCUCCCUCAACCGCAGUGCCAUCUUCCGCCUCAAGAAAACCUGGCUCAAGGUCUCCAAGCAGACGAAGGCUCUGGUUGAUAAGCUCCAGAAGCUGGUGUCCUCGGAGGGCAGGUUCAAGAACCUGAGGGAGGCACUGAAAAAUUGUGACCCUCCGUGUGUGCCCUACCUGGGCAUGUACCUGACUGACCUGGCGUUCAUCGAGGAGGGCACCCCGAACUACACUGAGGAUGGCCUGGUGAACUUCUCCAAAAUGAGGAUGAUCUCACACAUCAUAAGGGAGAUCCGCCAGUUCCAGCAAACCUCCUACAAGAUCGAGCACCAGCCGAAGGUGACGCAGUACCUGCUGGACCAGUCGUGUGUGAUGGACGAGGAAACCCUUUACGAAGCUUCUCUGCGGAUAGAGCCCAAGCUGCCUUCCUGAGCGCGGCGGCGGCCGCCCUGUACACUCGCUAUAGCAAACUGUACAUAGCCAGUUCCAUGGACGCCCUGGAGUGACUCCCAGUCUGUGCUUCUCCCAGCAAACCCCCGCCCCAGGCCGCGCUCGACCUCGCCUAGGAUUCCCCGCCCCGGUUAAGGUUUAACGCAUCGACACUUCGCUGGAGCCCCGGGUUCUUUUGGAUGAUGUUACUUUUGUCAUUUGUUCCUCCUGGGGGGCUGGUGGCCGGGCAGGUGAGUCCCCGUGUCCCCGUGGGGCAGGUGAGCCCUGUGUCCCCACGGGGCUCUGGGGCGGCACAGAGCAGCUCUCACUCGGACGGCGCUGACAUCGCACGGCAAACUCUGUAAGGUGGGAGAAGGGAACGCAUUAAAGGCUGUUCCUCGCUGUGAGCUGCCCUCUCUGUGUGUGCCACCCUCGUGCUGGCCGGGCACGGGGGGCCCUGGCUGCUGCCCCGGUCCCUCCGAAGUUGGGAAGAUGGAAGCAUCCCCCUGCCUCUCCUCGCUGCAUCCGGCUCCUGUUGAUAUGCUGUAGAUCCGUACCCUUGUGCCCACUCUGAGUACCAUGACGUAGAGUUAGAGAUGACGAGUGUUUUUAUUACAUCUACUGUAAUCCUGGCUAACCACCCGCUAGCAGGAUAUAGUAAUGUAGUGCUUAUUCUGUGAAUAGUACCUGGGUUUUUUACAUUGUACAGUCCCUGACACGGUUCCCCGGCAGUGGCAGGCAUGCUCCACUCACACAACACUUGCUGUAAGCAAUACCUCGUGGUAUGGGAAUUCUCUUUCAAGCCCUAAAACUAUUUCAACUUACAGCUUGUUUGGGAAAAAAAAAAAUAUUUCCAUUCUUUUUGUAAAAAUAUAUGUUUCCUGAUUACCUCUUGCUAAUAAAUCUAUUCUAUCUCAGGGUGAA